Molecule: messenger RNA, 684 nt
Organism: Pseudopodoces humilis (Tibetan ground-tit)
Lineage: Eukaryota; Metazoa; Chordata; Aves; Passeriformes; Paridae
Gene: TMEM54
Product: transmembrane protein 54
Source: RefSeq, a predicted model, not a curated record
AUGUGCCAAGUGGGCCACCUCGAUCCCAGCAGCCACCGAACGGUGCUGAUGAAAACAGGGCUCAUCCUCCUCAUCAUCGGCCACCUCAGCUUCAUCACCGGGGCCCUCGUCCACGGCACCGUCCUGCGCUUCGUGGUCACGGCCCGCGAUGUCACCUCCCUGCACUACGGUGUCACCAACAGCGCCUCUGCGGUCACUGCGCUGCUGACCAUCUCCUGUGGAGUCUCUGCCCUGCUGCUGGCCCGUUACCUCGGCUCUGCUGCCCUCAAAUGGGCGCUGCUGGCCCUGAGCGCCUGCAGCAGCCUGUGCUGCCUGUGCUGCCUGCUGGGGCUGCUCGUGGCCAUCGGGCUGACCCUGGACAACCAGGGCCGGGUGUUGCUGGCCCCCUGCUCCAUCGGCAGCAUCGCCCUCGCCCCGGUCUCCCAUGAGUGCCCCUUCGAUCCCACCCGUGUCUACAGCUCCACGCUGUCCCUCUGGGCCAUCUCCCUCCUGCUGGAGGCCAUGGAGAUCUUCUUCAGCAUCCGCUGCCUCCUGCUCACCCUGGAGCUCCUCCGCCUCGGCCGCUGCUGCCGCGGGACGCUCCGGAUGAAGGUCUCUUUGCAGGCAGCCCCUGCGGAGAGCCCUGGCCCCGGGCAGUGCCUGGGCCUGCUGAGACUGGACAGUGUGGAAAUUGCCCGGCUCUGA